GCUGAGGUGGACAUGGGGGCGGUGGGAUCUGCAGGCACUGCUCACUCUGCAGGGCAGGGCCCCGGGCUGGGGGCAGCUCUUGGGCGCAGACCCUCUGGAGGCCAUGCAAUAGCCCCUGGGGUCAGUGCUGUCCAGCAGUACCAGUCUUGUGCCACCUUCCCCAGACUGACUUGAGCUGUGGAGUGUCCCUGUCCCUUUUAAAUCCUUCUACCAUACCCCAGCCUUUCUCUGGGGGUGUCUUUUCUCUGACAAAGCAAGAGAAAGACAGAGACUCCCAGCCCACGUGUCCCACUGACCACUCAUCAGUCCGGGGACUGCCUGUCCCGGUGGUUCUGUGCCCUCCUGGCAGCUUCCACGUGCUGCUGACAGCAGGAGGGAGGACCAUGGGACCAUGGGACCGUGGACCGCGGGUUGACAAAAACAUCACGGACACCCAGGACCCUUGCUGUUGUCACUGCUCUCAGUCCUGCUGUAGCUGAUUUCAGGUCUCAGGCCCCUUUGUCCCAGGGCCUCUGGCCACAUUCCCCUCUCAGGCUACUUCCUCACAUUGUCCCGGCCCCGCGGAGUGUAAAACCAGCUGGGCACAGGGGAAGCCAUGCUUUCCUGGAAGCAGCCUCUGGAAGCAGCCUCUGGCACAGGCAGCCCACACUAGGCAGAGUGGUGAGCACUGCCUGGGCUUCCAUGUGCCACCGAACAGUCCCAGCCAGGCGGGGGACAUCACUGUGGGAAGGCUGGUGGGCAACUAGCCGUGGCCACCCUGUGCCCAGUGGUUCCUUUGGCCAAGAUGCGGCAAUGUUGGGCUGCCAGGACUGGCUGUGUCUGCCAGGUUGCCAUGCCAGGCUUCCUGAGGCUCUCAGAAAAGAUUUGUGGCUGGAGUUUUGCUGGGAAGCAUGGGAGAGUGAGGGUUGCAGUAUAAGGAGGCUGUCAGGCUCCCAGGGAGCCACAGCAGGGCUGGGAGAGGGCUCUGGGCGCUGAUCCUUCUGCCCAUGGUGGAGGGCUUGGUGCAGGAAUCUGGGUGCAGCCAGACUCUGGGGCUCCUGAGUGCCUGCGCCAGUGCUGCUGCUCUGGCCGUGGGAGCAGUGGAUCUCAGCCCCUUGUCAGGGAGCAGCCUGAGUCCACCUUGGCUGGCAUGGUCCCGGGUCAAGCCCUGCUGCCAGCACAGCUGCGGGCGGUUCCCAUCCCCACAGCACGGGUGAAUGGCACAGUGGGCUCCUCCUGGGCCAGGCUCGCUGGCCAAAUCCUGCAGCACACACACUUCCCCUCCUGCCAAAACUCCCUGACCAGGGCCCAUCGCACUGCUGGGACUGAAUGUCCUUGCACACUGCAGCUCUGAGUCCCGCCAAUGGACAGGGACGUUAUUGACUGGUUUGCUGCUAGUGGUUUUCGUAGAAACCUCACCAGCUUCCUCCCCAUGAGCUGAGGGACCCUAGCUGCCAAAUCUGCCCUGCCACCAGCAACUUCUGCAGUGCCCUUAUCUCCCAUCAGUACAAAAAGCAGCUGAUUCCUUGUAAGACAAGGAGCUUGGAAGAGCCGAAAACCUCAGGCAGAUCCGGUGUAUCGAGACAGUGUUGUUUCUCAGCACCUCUGGUCCUGCUGGGCACCUGCAUGGGAGCAUGGGGAUGUGCUGGCAUGGCCCAGCUGGGGUCUGCGCAUGGCACCCCUGAAAGGCUUCCCGCCCCUCUGGCCUCAACCACCAGCAGGUCAGACACCUGUGCAGGUGGCCCUGCCUCGCUGGGGGAUUGAAGCUGUGCCACCAGACAUGUGACAGUGGGAGGUGUCCUGGAGAGUGUCAGAUUUGGAGAGGGAUAGUCUCUUGGCUUCCCCAGUGAGGGCUCAUCCCAUGCACAGCGUGUACAAGCGGCACACGGGGCAAGCCUGCUCAGUGAGCACCGCUGCCUUGUGGCAUUGGGCCUGGGGGUGUCAGCAGGGGGUCGCUUCAGGAUUUCAUUCAGACCUGGGUGGACAUCCGGCCCUGGGGCUGCCGUGCUCGCGACGCGGCUCCACAUCCCGCAGGGAGCUGGUCGGGCAGGUCCGGUUCGGCAGGGGGUGAGCUUGGGACAGGAGGUGUUUCAGCGGCCGCUGCCAGCUCCCUCUGUGUGCUCUUUUCACUUCCUCUCCGCUCGCCGUGGAGCAGCAUGCGCCUGGCUCAUACCACGGGAAUGUCCCCAAGCCGCACGCGCCGGCAACGAGCAGUCCAGGACCGAGGGCAGGCCGCGGCACUCGCUUGAAGCUGGUGGCGCGCGGUCCCGGCACUGCGGCACACGGCUCCGGCCGGCGGGCUCGGGGUGCUGUCGGGAUCAGUGUCGGCCCCCAGGUUCACUGCCCUCGCCCUCCGGCGUGCUCGGUGCUCCGGGCCCGCAGCGGCAGCUGCCGCUGUGCCUGUACCCGUUGCCAUGGCUGCUCUGCUGAUGGCGCAUCGCCUGCUGCUGCCGUUACAUCAUUCCUGACAGUGCUCCACGCUGGCAGAGGGUCCGAGCGGCUCCAGACGUGCCCCCGGCACCUCCUGCACGUGGGGAGCGAGCCUGAGAGGGAGAAGUUUGGCAGUGAAUUCGAGCGAAAGGCAUCGUUUCACAGGAGCUUCAGCCUGGAUUGAAACAGCUCUGAUGGCUCUGUCAAAUAUCUCCUUGUGGAUUCGGGAUGCCUGGGCUGUGGCCACCUCUAACCUGGACCUCGAGAGCAAGAAAGCCGCCCCCGCCAAGCUGCCAUGGCAGCAGCCUGUGAACGUCUUCCUGGCAGCUGGGCGCCCACCGGGCAUGGAGCAGCUGCACCAGGAGGCCCAGCUCAACCUCCAGAGCUUGCUGCAAGAGGAGUAUGAGGAGCAGUACACCGAGAGCAGGGUCACUGGGCAGACCUUCCGCGCUGCUGGUCACCUGCCCCCCGACACCUCCCCGGAACCAUCACCUCGACCCCCACCUGCCAAGCGCCUUGAGUUCGUGCUUAUGCCCCCGAGCCAGCGAGCGGCUGAAGAGGAGACCACCAGCAGCAGUGUUCUCAGUGCUCGGCCUCCUGACACCUCCCUGAGCCUCCCCACCAGCCCGGACAAGCAGCCCCCCUGGCCCACGGCCUUCCCCUUGCCCCCCGAGGAGGAGAAGCAGUGGCACCAGCCCAGCUCCAUCCAGACCAACAUUGUCCCCAUCAAUGUCUCUGGGCAGCACUUUGCUAGGCACGCGAGUGCUCGUCACUCCCUGUUUAACACAGAGACUGCGAUGAACCCAAAGUCCACCCUGCGGCGUAGACGGACCAUUAUUGGAUUCCCUAACCUGUCCCUGCGAGACCAAGGCAGCGCCAACGGCCCCACAUCCAGCACACACACGCCCAUCAGUGAGUCGGUGUCCUGCAGCUUUGUGCCUGAGACCACGAGCAGGGGGACAACGCCCCAGGAGAUCAGCCCUCGUCCGCCCCUCUCAGCCCCACUGAGGAAGACCUUCAGUGACCUUGGAGCCCGCUGCUGCCAGCCACUUGCUGCCAUGGAUGGGGCAGCCAACCCCUGUGCCGGUGCCUGCAAUGGGACACAGGGAACCCCUUUUUCUCCGCCCUGGACACCCCUGGGUUAUGGAAGCCCCCCCAGCCUUACCACUGGCCCAGGCAAGGGGCCCACCUGCACCUCGCCGGGCAGCUUCCUCCCAUCGCCCAGCCCAGGUUCACCCGCCGCCUCCACCUCCUUCUUCAUCGCCACAGAAGAGCGCAUGGGCAGCAAUGGGCCCAGCUUUUUCUCUGGCCCAGUGCCUGCUUCCCCCCACAGCUCCGGGUGCAUCCAGGGAGCCAAGAGGAAUUUCUUGCCAGGAAGCCGAGAGGAGCUGGAGCCAGCGGCCGGGCCAGCGCAGCUGGAGGUAGAGCGGGCAGGGUGCCGGUUCCGUGAGCGGUCACUGUCAGUGCCCACUGACUCGGGGUCCCUCUGCUCCGUGGACAUCGCAUAUGCUGAGACACGGCGGGGCAGCGCCAACUAUGCCCUGGGCUACCCCAGCGCCAGCUCCGAGGGCAGCACCAGCACCGACAACAUCUCCCUGGGGCUGGAGCCUGAGGGGCAGCAGCGGCGGCGGCGCUCCAAGAGCAUCUCCCUGAAGAAGGCCAAGAAGAAGCCCUUGCCACCCACACGCAGCAUCUCACUGAUCAAAGAGGGGCAGGACGGUGAUGUGGGGCUUAGUGCGGCACUGCCCAAGGACCAGCGGCCCAAGAGUCUGUGCAUCCCACCAGAGCUCCAGGGUCACCGGCUGGUGCACUCCGACCCCCAGGAGAGUGCAAGCAGGGAGCCCAACAGCACAGCUGCCCCCCACCAGUGGCAUCUCACGGACUGGAGGGCCGGCAGUGAUCCCUACCAGUCCCUCUCUGGCUCAAGCACAACCACAGGGACCACGGCUGUUGAGUGUGCCAAGACACGGGGCAGCUCUGAGUCCCUCGUGUCCCCUUCAGUCUCCAGGGCCACGACGCCCUCCCAGCUCUCUGCCGAGGCAGACCUCAAGACCUCCUCGCCAGGCAGACCCACAGGGCUGAUGUCCCCAUCCAGCGGGUACUCCAGUCAGUCAGAGACCCCAACCCCCACCGUACCCACCUCCACCAUCCUCGGGCACUCCCCGCACCAGGUGCGUGUGAGGCCACUGGUCCCCGAGAGGAAAUCCUCUCUGCCCCCCACAUCCCCCAUGGAGAGGAGCCCCAAGGGCAGGCUGUCCUUCGACCUCCCACUGACUCCACCCGCCCACCUUGACCUCUCAGGGCUGAAGAUCUCCCUGAAGGGGAAGACUAAGGUCAGCCGGCACCACUCUGACUCCACCUUUGGCACCAAGCUGGCCCAGAAGACCAGUCCCAUCACACCCAUCAUGCCCGUGGUGACACAGUCCGACCUGCGCUCUGUGCGCCUCCGCUCCAUCAGCCGCUCAGAGCCAGAGGACAAUGCUGAUGGCCCAGAGCACGCAGAGGAGCCAGCACACAUCCCCUGCCCAGGGCCGGAGAGAAAAGUGAAGCCACCUGUGGCAGAGAAGCCACCACUGGCCAGGCGCCCCCCGUGCAUCCUGCCCAAGCCCCCAGUUCUGCGGGAGGAGGGUCCCCUGUCCCCCAAAUCCCCACCAGGCACUACCGCCAAGGAGAAGGGGCUAGCGCAGGAUGCCUUUGUGGUGCUGCGGAGAGGGGAGCUGCGGAGGGGUCUGGGGGAGCCCCACUUGUCCCUGACCCCAACGGGGCCCCGGCGGCUCUCGCAGGGCAGCCUGGACGAGCUGCGGCCAGAGCGGAGCGGUGCCGAGGGGGAGCGCAGGAAGGCCAAGGUGCCCCCACCAGUGCCCAAAAAGCCCAGCGUGCUGUACCUGCCACUCAUCCCAGCCCCAGCACAGCUGGGAGCUGGCAUGGGGGACCUGCCACCCACCCCCAGCCCCAUCAUCACCCUGGACACUGACCCCACCUGCUGCGACCCUGACGCUGAGGAUCCGCCAUCCCCCAAGGCUGUGGGCACCACGCCUGCCAGCGAGCCUGCCUCAGAGCAAGGCAGCUCAGCAGAAGCCAGCAUGGAGGAGAAGAGCUUUGCCAGUGACAAGACAGCCGAGUCCAUCGUGGAGGAGGACGAUGAGGUGUUCACAACGUCCCGCACUACAGAGGAUCUCUUCACAGUGAUCCACAGGUCAAAGAGGAAGGUCUUGGGGCGGAAAGAGCCUGGUGACACCUUCAGCAGCCGACCCACCUCCCACUCACCUGUAAAGACUUCAGGUUCCCCAGCUGGUGAGUCUUCGGCAGCAACGGGCAGCAGUGGGAAGUCUUCCAGCAGGAAUGAGGAUUUUAAAGCCCUGCUCCAGAAGAAGAGCAGCAAAACAAGCCCCGGUACACGGCCAUCUGCCGCUGAACUGCUCAAGACCACAAACCCGCUGGCCCGGAGGGUCAUCACAGAGUUUGCCCCUGAGCUGGACGGUGCAAACAGCCCCAAAAGCCAGCCCUGACCACACAGGGACUCCUCCAGAUGGAGGGGUGGCGAUGGCUGCAGAGGGAGCGCUGCUGCAAAGGGCUGUCCUGGAUGCUGGGGAGCCCCUGUAUCCUGCUGGGGGGUUCUUCUGCUUUUGUUCCUUACUUGGAGAGCUGCUGGCAGAGAGGCAGUGGCUGGAGCCCAAGCUCUCAUGACUCUGGGCGCUUCCCACAAGGGAAGUGGCUGGAACUGGCCCUGGCUGAGCCAGCUCCUGGGAUUGAAGGCACCUGCCCAGGAAGCAGAACAGGAUCACAGUCCCUGGUGUUGCCCCAUGCCCGCAGCAAAGCAGCUUGAGACUCUUUGGUCCCUUCGGCAUGUGGUACUUUAAACAGAUUUUCUAAUGCACA
Messenger RNA from Motacilla alba alba, 6288 nucleotides. RefSeq names its product NHS like 2 (gene NHSL2). Gene Ontology annotation, biological process: cell differentiation. The transcript has 8 exons. The record is from RefSeq and is a predicted model, not a curated record. Lineage: Eukaryota; Metazoa; Chordata; Aves; Passeriformes; Motacillidae. Bases 2604 to 5918 code for a protein of 1104 amino acids.